AUGUCACAAGAGAAUCCUCGAGCCACUUCGGGACAAGAGAAAGACCAAGAUGACACCACUCCCUCGGUCGUGAUCCCUGGUGGAAACAUAAUGCUCAUCGUUGGACAAAACGAGAUGGAGAUCCAGGCUGGAUCUGAGUUCUUGGGACACAUAUCCCCAUUCUUCCGAGCGAUGUUCUCGUCCAACAUGGAAGAAGGACAGGCUCUUCGCGACAACACUGGCCUUAACCCUGUCCCGAUCAAAUUACCAGUCGACGAUCCUGCAGCGGUGUACUUCGGCCUCCAAGCUUUGUACGGGGCGAAUCCCGAAUCAUUCAGAAUUCCAGCAAGAACUAUAAGAGACAUCAGCAUAUUCGCUGAUAAAUAUGACAUGACGACAAGAUUUCUCCCAAUGGCCACACUGUGGUUAGCUGCCGCACCCUCGACCAUGGACCUGUCCGAUCGCCAAGCGGGUUGGGAUCUCCUUAUAGCUUCGUACUGGUUCGGCCUGGCAAAGCCGUUCUACACGAUGAGCCAGUAUCUACUUCGAACAAACAUCUCACUUUUGGAGCAUGCACUGGAGCUCGAAGACCAGAACCUUGGACUGAGGUUGGCUUUGGCAAUUGAACAAGUCCGCCUAGCGAACGCUUAUCGCGGAGAUGAGAUAGGACUUUGCCUUGAUUGUUUCCGUACAGCACAGACUUGUUAUGUACAGAGACAGCCUGAGUGUCGGUAUGAAGGCCGGCACCUGUGGUAG
This is a messenger RNA of Fusarium sp. VM40, 735 nucleotides long. NCBI's taxonomy places the organism in Eukaryota, Fungi, Ascomycota, Sordariomycetes, Hypocreales, Nectriaceae. The record is from the annotation of a GenBank genome assembly.